Erigeron canadensis is the source of this 1219-nucleotide messenger RNA. RefSeq names its product myb-related protein 308-like. The transcript is spliced from 4 exons. Bases 192 to 1097 code for a protein of 301 amino acids. The record is from RefSeq and is a predicted model, not a curated record. Lineage: Eukaryota; Viridiplantae; Streptophyta; Magnoliopsida; Asterales; Asteraceae.
AUAACUUUUUUUAAGCUAAAAACAAAACAAAAAACUCCAAAACAUUUCUACAGAAAAACGUUUUUCCAUAGAUGUAAACUCAACAUUUCCGUCAUCUUUUUUUCCGAUACAGAAUAGUAGUAGUACAGGGUUGCUGGAUUCGUCAGUCUUUGGACUUAAUUACUUUGUGAGAAAAAAGGAGCCGGUGUUGAAUGAGAAAAAAAGGGGGGAAGAAAAUGGGAAGAGCACCAUGUUGUAACAAAGGUGAAGUCAAGAAAGGCACUUGGACUCCUGAAGAAGAUAAAUUGCUAGUUGAUUAUAUCACCAACAACGGUCACGGAACGUGGCGUUCUUUCCCUAAACUCGCAGGACUUCAAAGAUGUGGAAAAAGUUGUCGUCUUCGUUGGACAAACUAUCUUCGUCCUGAUAUUAAACGUGGUGCUUUUAGUUUUGAAGAAGAAGAAACAAUCUUUCAUCUGCACGGCUUGUAUGGUAACAAGUGGGCAGCUAUUGCAUCACAGUUACCAGGAAGAACCGACAACGAGAUAAAGAAUUACUGGAACUCUCAUUUACGAAAGCGAAUCUUUAACAAAUGUAGAACCCUGCAAACCAACCCAGCCACCGAUUUAGCAGAGACGAAAGACACGUUACCAACAACUCACCACCGCACACCAGAUUUAAAGAACACCCGAGAGGAGGAGGAGGAGGAGGCUGAUGGUGAAGACAGGUUGUCGAUGGAACCAAUGCUUCUUAGCCCAGCAACUGUCAUAAGUGACAGCAAUAACAUUCUACACGAAUGGGGCACUGGAGAAACAUUUGAGAAGCAUUUGGGUUUUGACAAGGUGGAAAGUGAAAUAUCAAUUUGUCAACCCGUAAAGAUUGAAUUAGAAUCUGUUCUUACAAAGCAGCCAAUACCUCAUCUAGGCGUCACCUCUACUAGUGAAUAUUCUAGCAAUCAUGGUGUCAAGGAGCAUAUCAGAUUAAAGGAAGAAGCAGAAGAGAUAACUAAUGAUUUAGAGUCUGAUGAGAACUCGUGUGAAGAGGGGGAUGCAUCAGAUAUAACAUUGGAUUUGCUGCUCGAUUAUCCCAACGAUGGUGAAUAUUUGCAAUAUGUAUAAGGUGAGUUGUGUUAGAACUCUAGCUUGACAAAAAAUAAUAUGAGUACUAGUAGUGUUCACAUUAGAACUGAGAGCUUAUGUUUGAUCAAACUCAGUUGAUGAAUAAAAUUGUCAAUUCCAAA